CGGGGGCAGCGGAGGGGACCAGGUGCUCCCGGGGGAGAGCGGGAUAGGUGAGGCUUCCCGGGACAGGGGUACUUGGGGCCAGCAGGAGCUGCUGGAGGCCAGAUGCAGCCACGAGGCGCAGCUCAAGGGGAGCAGAGGCUUAGGGAGAAGAUGGAGCAUCCCGGUGCACCCUCCAGUUAAGGAGGAGCCCCAGCAUGGCACGGAGGCCGCACACCUGUCAUUCCAAGACGCUGAGGCAGGAGAAUCCCCGGUGGUCUCCCGAACUUGCGUUUUGACAAGAUGUUGGGGUUUUUGAAGCGCCCCAUAGUGGUGACCGCUGAAGUCAACUUGAAUAUGGUGUCUCUGACAGUUGCCAGCCUGCUGAGCCGACUGUGGUGUCUCUCCUACCCUCGAGCUGUAGUCUUUGACGAAGUCUACUAUGGGCCGUUCAUUUCCUUUUACAUGAACCGGGUCUUCUUCCUGGAUGACAGUGGGCCACCGCUGGGCCACAUGCUGCUCGCUCUGGGCGGUUAUUUAGGAGGAUUUGAUGGUAACUUUUUGUGGAACAGAAUCGGAGCAGAAUACACCAAAAACGUGCCCGUGUGGGCCCUGCGCCUGCUGCCAGCGCUUGCAGGGGCCCUGUCGGUGCCCAUGGGCUACCAGAUCGUGUCAGAGCUGCGCUUCUCUCACUGUGCAGCCAUAGGCGCAGCCCUGCUCCUGCUGAUCGAGAACGCACUGAUCACCCAGUCCAGGCUCAUGCAGCUGGAGUCACUGUUAAUAUUUUUCAACUUCCUGGCUGUGCUGUCCUAUCUGAAGUUCUUCAACGUCCAGAAGCACAGCCCUUUUUCUCCGCGCUGGUGGUUCUGGCUGAUGCUGACAGGGGUCGCCUGUGCCUGUGCCGUGGGCACCAGAUACAUGGGCAUCUUCACUUACUUGCUUGUGCUGUGCGUCGCGGCCAUCCACGCGUGGCACCUGAUCGGAGACCAGACCCUGUCAAAUGGAGCGGCGGUCACCUGUGCGCCUGUCCCCCACCAGGUCCGUGUGUUGUGCCAUGUGUUCGCCAGGGCUGUGGCCCUGGUGGUCCUCCCAGCUGUUCUGUAUUUACUAUGCUUCUACGUCCACCUGACACUGCUCUACCGCUCUGGGCCCCACGACAGGAUCAUGUCAAGCGCCUUCCAGGCCAGCUUGGAGGGAGGACUGGCCCGCAUCACCCAAGGCCAGCCCCUGGAGGUGGCCUUCGGCUCCCAAGUCACCCUCAAGAAUGUCUUCGGCAAGCCCCUGCCUUGCUGGCUCCACUCGCACCAGAACACCUACCCCAUAAUUUAUGAGAACGGCCGUGGCAGCUCCCACCAGCAGCAGGUGACCUGCUACCCCUUCAAGGACAUCAACAACUGGUGGGUCAUCAAGGACCCCGAGAGGCACCAGCUGGUGGUGAGCAACCCGCCCAAGCCCGUGCGGCACGGGGACGUGGUCCAGCUGGUCCACGGCAUGACCACACGCUUCCUCAACACGCACGACGUGGCCGCCCCACUGAGCCUCCACGCUCAGGAGGUAUCCUGCUAUGUGGACUACAACAUCUCCAUGCCCGCCCAGAACCUCUGGAGGCUGGCGGUGCUGAGUCCAGGGAACUGUGGGCUCCUCCAGCCUCCUGCCAGCUGCAGCGGCUCCUCUCUCCUCUGGAGGCUGGACAUCGUGAACAGGCAGUCGGACAGGGACACCUGGAAGACUAUCCUGUCAACCGUGCGCUUUGUGCACCUGAACACGUCUGCCGUGCUCAAGCUGAGUGGGGCACACCUGCCUGAGUGGGGCUUCCGGCAGCUGGAGGUGGUGGGCGAGAAGCUGUCGAGGGGCCAGCAUGAGAGCAUGGCGUGGAACGUGGAGGAGCACCACUACCGCACCAGCCAGGAGCAGCGGGGCCAGGAGCUAGAGCUGCACACACCCAUGAAGGCGAACUUCAGCCUGAACCUCAGCUUCAUGGCCAGAUUCUUGGAGCUGCAGUGGAGAAUGCUGACGCUGCAGAGCGAGGAGGCAGAGCACAGGUACAGCUCCACGCCGCUGGACUGGGUCACGCUGGACAGCAACAUCCCCUACUGGCUCAACCCCCGGAGCAGUGCUCAGAUCCACUUGCUUGGGAACCUUGUGAUCUGGGCCUCAGCCAGCAUGGCCACGGCCACUUACGUGCUGCUCUUCCUGUGGUACCUGCUCAGGCGGCAGAGGGACAUCCACGACCUCCCUGAGGAUGUGUGGCAGCGCUGGGUGCUGGCCGGGGCGCUGUGCGGCGGUGGCUGGGCCGUGAACUACCUGCCCUUCUUCCUGAUGGAGAAGACGCUGUUCCUUUACCACUACCUGCCUGCGCUUGCCUUCCAGCUGCUGCUGCUGCCUCUUGUCCUGCAGCACACCUGGGACCAUCUGUGCCGGACCCAGGUGCAGCGAGGUGUCUUCAGUGCCCUAGUGGUCACCUGGUACUCUGCCGCCUGCCACGUGUCCAACAUGCUGCGCCCACUCACCUAUGGGGACAGACCGCUGUCCCCAGGGGAGCUCCUGGCCCUGCACUGGAGAGACAGCUGGGACAUCCUGAUCCAAAAACCCUAGGAUGGGGGCUCAGUGUGGGGGUAGGGCCAGCUGCCAGCCCCUUGGCAACCCAUGCCCCUUCCUGAGCACAAGACCCCUGCCUAGGUGCGACCUCAGGGUGUAUCUGGGCCUCCUUCUCCAAACAGGUCUCUCUCGGGGCCUUGCGGCUGAAUCCAUCCACCAUUUCCAACACAAGCUGUUGCCUGUCCCCUCGGCCUGCAGCCAGCAUGGGGCCCUGCCUGACGCAGAGCCAGGGCCUCCCUCAGCUGUGGGCUGAGUCCUCAGGCCCAGACUGGCCUGAGCAGGCCUCAGGGGGUCCAGCAGACCUGUCCUUACAGGCACCUGAGGCUGUCACUUCCGAAGUCUUACCAUGGGGUUCCACCUUCACCUGCAGCCCUGGGGUCUGGCUUACCUGGACACUGUCACCAUCCCCGCCUUUUAAAAAUGUAAAUAACAAGGGACAACCUGGC
Messenger RNA from Cavia porcellus (domestic guinea pig), 3020 nucleotides. It is a transcript of the gene Pomt1, whose product is annotated as protein O-mannosyltransferase 1. Gene Ontology annotation, biological process: protein O-linked glycosylation. The transcript has 21 exons. The coding region runs from base 280 to 2571 and encodes 763 amino acids. Gene Ontology annotation, molecular function: mannosyltransferase activity. Gene Ontology annotation, cellular component: membrane. The record is from RefSeq and is a predicted model, not a curated record. Lineage: Eukaryota; Metazoa; Chordata; Mammalia; Rodentia; Caviidae.